This is a messenger RNA of Lindgomyces ingoldianus, 1134 nucleotides long. RefSeq names its product NAD(P)-binding protein. The record is from RefSeq and is a predicted model, not a curated record. The transcript has a single exon. NCBI's taxonomy places the organism in Eukaryota, Fungi, Ascomycota, Dothideomycetes, Pleosporales, Lindgomycetaceae. Bases 134 to 1111 code for a protein of 325 amino acids.
UUACAACCCAGUUGCUUCUAUCCAGGCCAGGUCAGUUGGCAGACCGUAUCAUCCAUAUUCGAUUCAAUUUUAAAUCCAAUCCCCAUAAAUAUUCCUAUUUUGAAGUCUACCUACACCAUCUACUUCUGCUAAAAUGCCGGCAACAUACACCAGCAGCAUCGUCAUCACCGGCGGCACCCAAGGCGUAGGCUACCACUGCGCACUCUCCGUCGCCAAACAGUGCCCCAACGCCCUCAUCAUCAUCGCCUCCCGCACCGACCGAAACUCCGCCGCCGCCACAAUCAACAAAACUCUGAGCCAGACAAACGUCAAAUACCUCUUCCUGGACCUUUCCUCCCUUGUCGCCGUUCGCACAUUCGCCCAAAACUGGAAAAGCAGUAAUUAUCCUGCGAUCCAAGCUUUGGUAUUAAACGCAGGAUUGCAGUUCCCAGGGGAUGUACAGUAUAGUGUUGAUGGUAUCGAGAAGACGUUCGCAAUUAACCACGUCGGACACGCGCUGUUAUUCCAUCUACUAGCGCCUUUCCUGGCGCCCGAUGCGCGGAUCGUAGUAACAAGUUCCGGAACGCAUGAUCCCGCGCAGAAAACCCCCCUCCCAGAUGCGAAAUUCACGUCUGGGGAAGAACUCGCACAUCCGAGUGAUGAGAGUAAGAUGCAGAAUGAGGGAAGGCAGAGAUAUGCAACGAGUAAAUUGUGCAAUGUGCUUUGGACCUAUUCCCUCGCUUCCCGGUUCGAAGCUUCGACUCCGAAGUCUGGGAGAGCGGCAAUGGCUUUUGAUCCAGGACUUAUGCCUGGCACCGGGUUAGCCAGGGAAUAUAGUCCAGUGUUAAGGUUUAUUUGGUUGAAAAUCAUGCCGAGGAUUAUUCCGCUGCUGCGAGUAGUGGUGAGAACGAAAAAUGUUCACUCUGCAGAAGAGAGUGGACAGAAUCUUGCGUGGGUAGCGGUGGGAGAGGGGGGAAAGGGGAAGAAUGGGGUGUAUUUUGAGGGGAGGAAAGAGAUUAAGAGUUCGAAAGAAAGCUACGUGAAGGAGAAGCAGGAGGCGCUUUGGGGGUGGACAGUGGGGUUUUUGGGGGAGAGUGAGGAGGAGCAGAAGGCGUUUGAGAAAGUGGUGUAGAGGAUGGAUAGCGUGAAGGAGCU